Molecule: messenger RNA, 4881 nt
Organism: Penaeus chinensis
Lineage: Eukaryota; Metazoa; Arthropoda; Malacostraca; Decapoda; Penaeidae
Gene: spas
Product: spastin-like
Exons: 10
Coding region: 95-2248 (717 amino acids)
Cellular component (GO): microtubule cytoskeleton
Molecular function (GO): ATP hydrolysis activity; microtubule severing ATPase activity; ATP binding
Source: RefSeq, a predicted model, not a curated record
GCGAGGCGAGCGGCCGUAGCGCAGCGCAGCCCCGGGAUGUGACUGAGGUAACUGAGGUGACUGAGGUGACGGCACGAGUGACGUCAGUUGCACCAUGUCUAGCAGUGAUGGCGCCCAUUCGCUGAGGAGGCAUCCGCUCCGCUCUCCAAAGAAAACCAAGAAAACCGAUGACAAGGGCGGUAAAUCGCCAAAUUUGAGUGUACACAACAAGAACUUCUACAUCGCGUCCUACCCUGUGGUCUUAGUGUUCAACAUCCUCCGCACGGUGCUGUACCACUUGUUCUUACUGCUGAAAACGUUGUUCCGAGCGAGCUCGUACCUUGCCCAGGCGCGGACAGACACCGCCGCGCCGACCUCGGUGGUGAUAACGGAAAUUGACAGUUGUGGAGGAGUGGGCAGCGGGGGCAGUGGCGGCGGGCAAGGGCAAGUAGAGGAACAGUCGCAGCAGGACGAGGUGUGCGUGCCACUCAUAGGGGAGAUGCCGCCCAAGCCAGGCAACCCGGGGCCAGGAGACCCUCUCCUCGCCAAGCAGAAGCAUCAUCAUCGCAAGGCCUUUGAGUACAUCUCGAAGGCGCUGAAAAUCGACGAGGAAAAUGAAGGAUCGAAAGAGCUUGCGAUGGAGCUGUACCGCCGGGGGAUAGGCGAGCUGGAGUCGGGCAUCGCCGUGGACUGCCUGGGGCGCGGGGAGGCGUACGAGCGGGCCCAGAGGCUGCAGGAGAAGAUGAGGACGAAUCUCAUCAUGGCCAAGGAGCGACUCGACAUGCUAGAGUCGCUGGUUCACCUGCAGCAGCUGGAGCUGGAUGUGCCCCUCCUCACUACCCUCACCCCCCCAGUAUCCUCUGCUCCCCAAGUCACCCAUGGACCCUCUCGCAAUAUAAUAGGGGCCAGAGCUGUCUCCCCUUGCCGUAGGGGUUUUACAAAUCAGUCAUCAGCUCACACAAACAAGCCUCGUGCCCGUGUAGCACCACAGGUCAUGAGUCUUACAGAUUCGGGGAGAAACUCUUCAGAGCGGCGAAAUGGGCCCAGUCUCUCGAAUAAAGCCUCCGAAGAUGCCAAGACCUUCAAGAAGAUACCAACUGCAAAACGUAUUUCCACGCUAAGCAACAAGAGCCAGACCCUCCCACGUAACAUGGGGUCUCGAGCCAUCACUAAGAGCAGAGAUGGCAAGCACCCGGGCACUCCUCCUAGUGUUAGGAGGCAGCUGUCAAACCAGAAUGGUAGCAACUCCGCCAACAGUUCGCCAAUGAAACGUCGAGGGUCCGCUGGUUGUGGCUUGAGUGGAAAUGGGGGAGGUAAUGGAACACCGAAGCACACACCAUCUCACAGACGGUCUGCCUCUGCUUCUAUGAAGGGAGUGGAUGGUAAAAUGGCUCAAGGCAUUAUGGAUGAGAUUUUAGAUUCUGCUCCAACCGUCUCCUGGGAUGACAUUGCUGGACAGGAGGUUGCCAAGAAGGCCCUCCAGGAAAUUGUGAUCCUGCCAAACCUCCGGCCAGAGCUCUUCACAGGUCUUCGUGCUCCAGCCAGAGGUCUUCUCCUCUUUGGUCCUCCUGGAAAUGGGAAGACCAUGCUGGCCCGAGCAGUUGCAAGUGAAAGCUCAGCAACCUUCUUCAAUAUCAGUGCAUCAACAUUAACCAGUAAAUAUGUGGGAGAAGGAGAAAAAUUAGUGAAAGCUCUCUUCUCUGUCGCACGGGAACUUCAGCCCUCCAUAAUCUUCAUUGAUGAGAUUGACUCACUUCUAUGUGAAAGAAGAGAGGGUGAGCAUGAAGCUUCAAGAAGACUCAAGACAGAGUUUCUAGUAGAGUUUGAUGGCCUUAAAUCAGAUGCUGAAGAGAGAAUUCUAGUCAUGGGGGCAACUAAUAGACCUCAUGAGCUAGAUGAUGCUGCCCUCAGGCGGUUCAGCAAGCGUGUUUAUGUGUCUUUGCCAGAUAAAUCUACACGUGCGUUGCUAAUCCAAAAGUUGAUGGAUAAACAAAAAUCUCAGUUGAAUGUUCGUGAAAUGGAAAGUUUAGCCUCCCUGACAGAUGGUUAUUCGGGGUCUGACCUCACCUCUUUAGCAAAAGAUGCUGCUCUUGCACCAAUCAGGGAACUGAAGCCAGAACAAGUUGUAUCAUGUGAUCCAGCUGAGGUCCGCGGAAUUAACCUGUCCGACUUCAAGGAAUCACUCAAAAAGAUUCGGAGAUCAGUCCCACAGUCCACACUUAUCAACUAUGAGAAGUGGAAUGCAGAUUAUGGAGACAUAUCUACAUGAACACUUACAUCAUGUGUACUAUACUUCUUUGGUCCAAUCACAUUUUUUAUAUUUUAACCAACAUAAGUGAAUAUGAUUUUCACAUCACAUGAAGAUCAUCUCAACUUGUAGAUAUUUAAGAUUAACAGUCCACAGAUGCUGUUGCAUUAAUGUAACAUAAAUGUGAUACAGUGUCCACACAAUUUAUAUUCUCAACUUGACGUAGUCAUGUAAUCCAUGUUUUGGAGAUGUGUAUAUUGAACGUUUCAUUUAUUUAAUUAUGGCUGCCUCAGAAUAUGAGGUUAAAUGUUUUUGAAAAGGUUGCAGCGGGAAUUUUAUGAAGACAGGCUACUGUGAUGUUUUUAAAACAUUUUAUGUAAUCAAUAGUCUCUUUUUGCUUGGUCAUUGUGAGUAACCAGUUUGAUAUAAAGAAAUACUUUUGGUAGCCAGUUGAUAUUGAAAAAUAUCUGAUGGCAACAUCCAGACAGUAGAUGAGUAGGUCUAUUGAUUCUUGGAUUGGGUGCUUUACGUUCUUUAGGGUUAAGAUUUUACUGAACACUUUUUAAACUGGUUUGAAUAAGAAAGAUUGGUAUAGGACAAUAAAGUCAAUAGGUCAGAGUUCCCUUGUAGUAAACAUGUCUAGAUAAAAUGUUUGAUACCAGUGGUUUCUUUGGAAUAUUUUAUAUAGAAACUUUCUUUAAGUAGAUAAACCUAGACUCUUAGACUUAGUGACUGAGAUUGUGCCCCAGAUUAUGUUUCAGUAUACUAAACGUUUUUAGAAGACUUGCACAACCAAUACUGAUAACCAGGUUGAGAAAUUCAGGUUCAUAAUUUAGGCAUUACAAGGUCGGAGAAUGGCACAUGUACAGUGCAGUCUACUAAGUAUGUGAUGAGUUAGCUUUUGUGAAGUUAAAAGGAGACUGGAUGCUGAGAGAAAGUAUAUAUCAAAAUGGUUCUCAAGACCAUCAAGGAGAAGUCCAUCAGCAAUUUUCUCUUGAAAAGUUGCUAUCUCUGUUUUAUAUUAUAAAUGAGAUAUUCUCUCUCUCUUUCUCCCUCUCCCUCUCCCUCUCCCUCCCUCUCCCUCUCCCUCUCCCUCUCCCUCUCCCUCUCCCUCUCUCCCUUCUUCCUUCCGUUCUUCCUUCCUCUCCCAGCUUCUCAAUAAAACAAACUUUAUAAUUUGUGAAUAUCAUAGCAUAGCACACAAUAUUUUAUAUAUGAUGCUGUUUCUAACUUUGAAAUGCUAACAGGAAAAGGGCAGGCUUCAUGUUUGUUCUCUUUGAUGAAAAAAGUGGUAUUCAAGAAUAAUUAUUAAGUGUAAACCUUUUUUUUUUUUUAUGAUUACUUUUAAGUUGUAGUAUUGUAAAUUAUUUGUGUAAAAUCUUCCUGAAUCAUAAAAAGGAACAUUAAAAGAAGCAUAUAAAGGAAAUGCUUAAUAUAUAUAGUGGUGUUCAGCUAGUCAGGAGAAGUAAGGUUGUGACUUCUUGUCUAGGCUCUGUAACUGCUUGGGUAACAAUUAUAGAACAAAGCAUCUGAUUGUAGGUUGUCUUUUAAAAGUCUAGAAAGCCAAAGUAGAAUUUUCUGUGUGCAUGAGCAAUCAUAGGCUUGGUUAUAAAUGUAGAAUGGAAAACAAAAGACAGCUUUAGACUGAUUAAGAAAUGGUAAUAUAUUGUACUUCACUGCACUUCUAGCAUUGACAUUUUUAUGAGGUAUUUUGAUGAGAUUUUUACAGGUUCUGGAAAACUGUUGCUAGCCUGUUACAUCAUGUUUUAGCAUUCAGUGUAACUAGAUGCACAGAUCAGCUCUUUGUGAGGGAACUUAGGAAUGGCAGUGUGAUAUUUACUGUCUUCCGUAAAAGGCAGAUGCAUUCAGUGUCCUAAAAAUGCUUAACAAAAAGUGACUGCAAAAUCACUGUCUCUGUGGAAGGUGAUAUUUAUUUUAACAAAUAUCAGAUUAACUGAUGAAUAUCCACUGUAGAUGAAUAAUACAAAGGAUCAAUAAAUGUCAUUUGCAGCUAAUCAUUAGUAGGUUUUCACUUAUUGUGCAGUUAUAAAGGUUUAGUAAAUAAUACCUUUUUUCUUUUGAUUCUGUUGAGCUGUAUGUAGAAUGUGCACAUUUAUUGUACAUUUCUUUUCAGUGUAUAACUGCAGUCCCAUAUAUUCUCAUUACAUGAAAACGUUUGUACACACCUACCAUUAUGUAAUCACAAUAGUCAUAACAGUUUAUCAUUAAUACAAUUGUUUAUAUGUUAUGUUUUGUGGGGUUGAUAUAUGUGAAAAAUAGAGCAAUAUCAUGCUCAUAAUGCUCACUUGGUUCCAUGCAAUGUGCACUUGUGUGCUUCUGUACAUAUUGGUGUGUUUGUGCCAUAAAUGAACUUAAAAGUUUUGUUUGGCUCAGGUUCUCUUAAUUGUGGAUGUAGUGACUGAAAAGGAGUCAGGACUAAAUUUGUAAAUUAUUUGUUGUUCCUAAACAAAAUAAAAACAAAAUUGGUAUUGCAGCAUUUUUGUAUAUUGACAUCUCUGAUAAUGCUUUUAAAAUAUAAUAGACCUACAUGGUUAUUUAUGAAAAAAUAUAAUGUUGGUGCUUAUUGGGGCCAUCUUUUAUUAUAAUAAAGGAAGAUUUCCUGUGGUGUAAAUAAGAUUUGAUACUGAAAUAGU